GGAAUCGCACGGAGAAAUCCGAAGGGAGUCCGGAAGCCGUGUCGCCGACUCGCCGUAGUGCUCGGGAUGUGUUGUUGUAGACAUGGUGGUGGUCGGAAACGUUGAAACUGGAAUAAGCAGAUAUAAAACCAGAAUAUUUGCAGAGAUAUAUGCUAACAGAAAACACAACUAAUUAACAUAAUAAGAGGGAGCAAGUCCACACACUCCACUACGUCUUGAAUGCUUUACCAAGAACCACUCUGCAAGUCAUGCCACUGUGAUGAAACAAUUUAGGGCAGGAUGCAGUCCUCAGGCCACCGACUGCGCGACAUUGAGCAGCACCACCCACUGCUGUCUGCCGGCGGGGACGUGGAGGCGGGGACCCUGGACGCCGGUGUGAUGGUCGGGGGCCCCCACCACAACAACCACGCGGGCCCCAACCCUCACCACACGUUGUGGUUCAUCCAGGACGGCUGUGGCAUGGUGUGCGCGGGCAUCACCUGGUUCCUGGUGUUGUACGCCGCCUUCGUGGUCAACUUUGUCAUGCUGCUGCCCGCCAAGAACUCCUGGUACCCACUGCUCAACGGGGCCGUGUUCAACACACUGGCCGUGCUGGCGCUCGCCUCGCACAUGCGCACCAUGCUCACCGACCCGGGUGCGGUCCCCAAGGGAAAUGCCACUAAGGAGUACAUGGACAGUCUGCAGCUGAAGCCAGGCGAGGUCAUCUAUAAAUGCCCCAAGUGCUGCAGCAUCAAGCCUGAGAGGGCACACCACUGCAGUAUUUGUAAAAGAUGUAUCCGGAAGAUGGACCACCACUGUCCAUGGGUCAAUAACUGUGUGGGAGAGAAGAAUCAGAGAUUCUUUGUGCUUUUCACGAUGUACAUAGCCUUGAUAUCCGCCCACGCCCUUGGCCUCAGUGGCAUGCACUUCUUCACCUGCGUUAAAGUCCAGUGGAACGAGUGCAGUGACUUCUCCCCGGGCGUGUCGGUGCUGCUGCUCAUCUUCCUCUGUCUGGAAGCUGUCCUCUUCCUCACCUUCACCGCCGUCAUGUUCGGCACCCAGCUCCACUCCAUCUGCAACGACGAGACGGAAAUCGAGCGCCUUAAGAACGAGAAGCCGACGUGGGAGCGGCGCGUGCGCUGGGACGGGAUGCGCUCCGUGUUCGGCGGCCCGCCCUCCCUGCUGUGGUGCAACCCCUUCAACGGCCUGCGCUUCCACCGCCUGCUGCUGCUCAGCCGGGGCCGCCGCAGCGGGGCCGAGUUCGCCGUCUGAGACCCCAAGAGGGGCCCCGGGUCACGCCCCGCCCCUGACUGUGUGUCGGGGGGGGUUGGUCUGAGUGCGUGGGUCUGUGUGUGAGGGCGUGUUGAGUGUGUCUUCCGUGCUGGGAGGGCUGAUGACGGGGCCCCCGGGUCUUGAGGCCCCUACCACUGGUAGUGUGGCGUGUUUGUCAUGUACACGGUGUGUAUGUGUAGGAGAGGCAGAAGGAGAGUACGACUUUUUUUUUUUUUUUAACGGCAACGAGCGGUUCGCUUGCUACGCUUCAGUGUCAUCGGUAGAAAGUGG
Molecule: messenger RNA, 1542 nt
Organism: Gadus macrocephalus (Pacific cod)
Lineage: Eukaryota; Metazoa; Chordata; Actinopteri; Gadiformes; Gadidae
Gene: zdhhc7
Product: zinc finger DHHC-type palmitoyltransferase 7
Exons: 8
Coding region: 280-1251 (323 amino acids)
Biological process (GO): peptidyl-L-cysteine S-palmitoylation; protein targeting to membrane
Cellular component (GO): Golgi apparatus; endoplasmic reticulum
Molecular function (GO): protein-cysteine S-palmitoyltransferase activity
Source: RefSeq, a predicted model, not a curated record